CAGAAGGACAGUUGAAUGCAGUCUCCAAUGUGCAGAAAAGAAUGGGUUUGCAUUCGAAGUGGCCAUUGGGGGGGCCAACAGCAGUGGCACUGUGUGUGAUGAGCAUGUUGUUGAAAAUGCCGCCUGGCUCCGGCACGGCAUGUCCACCAAAAUGCAGAUGUGAGGAGAUGCUCUUUUACUGUGAUUCCCAAGGUUUGCAAAGAGUACCCAAUAACAUUGCCCGUGGGUCUAUAGGAUUGUCGCUCAGGCACAACAGUUUUGUUGAAUUGCAAAAUGAUCAGUUUGCAAGCUUUGGCCAACUUGUGUGGCUUUAUUUAGAUCACAACCAGAUUUCUGUUGUUCAAGAGGAUUCCUUUCAAGGACUAUUCAAGCUGAAGGAAUUAAUCCUCAGUUACAACAAAAUUGUGCGUCUGCCUAAUACCACCUUCAGCCAGCUGAUUAACUUGCAGAAUCUGGAUGUGUCAUUUAAUCAAAUCACUUCUCUACAACCAGAACAAUUCCACAGCUUACGGAAACUUCAAACAAUGCAUUUACGCUCCAAUUCACUAAGGACCAUACCCAUCAGGGUUUUCUGGGACUGUCGAAGCCUUGAGUUUUUGGAUAUAAGUAACAAUCGUUUACGAAGUCUGGCCCGCAAUGGUUUUGCAGGAUUAAUCAAACUGAAAGAGCUUCACCUGGAGCACAACCAGCUGACAAAGAUUAAUUUUGCUCAUUUCCCUCGGCUAAUCAGUCUCCAAACUCUAUUCUUGCAAUGGAACAAAAUUAGUGUCCUGUUAUGUGGAAUGGAAUGGACCUGGGACACGCUGGAAAAACUGGAUGUAACUGGAAAUGAGAUUAGGACAAUUGAACCCAUGGUUUUCUUUACGACACCCAAUUUAAAGAUUCUUCUGUUGGAUUCAAACAAGCUCACAACAGUGGAUGCUCAAAUAGUUAACGCGUGGAAAUCCCUAACUCAUAUUGGUCUUUCUGCCAAUAUGUGGGCAUGUAACAAAAGUAUAUGCGCUCUGGCCUCUUGGCUAAGCAAUUUCCAAGGUCGGUGGGAGAACUCAAUUGUCUGUGCUAGCCCAGAGCACACACAAGGCGAGGACAUCUUAGAUGCUGUUCAUGGAUUUCAAAUCUGCAGGAAUCUUUCAGCAGCCACCACACAAAUAACCACAGGCUAUACAGAUGCUACACAGCAGCUGGAAGCUACUGAAUAUGUAACAAAAUUAACCUCCAUAGGCUCCAGUACAGAGGAUACUGAAAACCCAACCACAGAAACAACAACUGCAGCAGCAGCCACAGCCGAAGACAUCCCCGAGUUUGAUAAUACCCUCUUUACUCACAGGAUAAUAACUGGAACAAUGGCUCUAUUGUUCUCCUUUUUUCUCAUUAUUCUAGUGGUGUACAUUUCACGGAAAUGCUGUCCCCCUACCCUGAGACGUAUAAGGCAUUGCUCCAUGAUGCAACACCGCAGGCAAAUGCGCCAAGCCAGACAGCCCAUGGCAGAUUUGUCUACACAAGUUCCCUACAAUGAAUAUGAGCCCACCCACGAUGAAGGUGCUUUGGUGAUCAUCAAUGGUUACGGACAGUGCAAGUGUCAGCAACUGCCUUAUAAAGAAUGUGAAGUAUAAAUUACUGAGUUCAUGUAACCAACAUACAAUUUAGGAA
This is a messenger RNA of Callorhinchus milii (elephant shark), 1650 nucleotides long. It is a transcript of the gene lrrtm2, whose product is annotated as leucine rich repeat transmembrane neuronal 2. The record is from RefSeq and is a predicted model, not a curated record. Bases 42 to 1613 code for a protein of 523 amino acids. Gene Ontology annotation, cellular component: extracellular matrix. The transcript has 2 exons. Gene Ontology annotation, molecular function: protein binding. Lineage: Eukaryota; Metazoa; Chordata; Chondrichthyes; Chimaeriformes; Callorhinchidae.